AUGUCAACCCAAAAAAUUAAGCUCUUUUGCAUUCUUGAUGGCGAUUCCUCAGGAUUUGAAGUCAAGCUGGAGAAUGAUGACACAAUUGCAGCACUCAAGGAUGCAAUCAAGGAAAAGCAAUCACCUCUGCUUGACGACAUACGCGCCAGCGAGCUCAAGAUUGGCGCCAAGAAAGGUGUGACUGAGAUUUCUGAAGUCUUUGGUGCUUCUUCAGCAAAGAAAACCAUCCAUGUCAUUGUCCAGCGUCCAUCUGCUGUUGUGAACAUUGUUAGUCUGGCUCCAACUGCUCUUUCUCCUUCUCCUCCUCUCAUCCGCCCAGGAACAUCUCGUAAGAAAUAA
Lobosporangium transversale is the source of this 339-nucleotide messenger RNA. RefSeq lists its product as hypothetical. The coding region runs from base 1 to 339 and encodes 112 amino acids. NCBI's taxonomy places the organism in Eukaryota, Fungi, Mortierellomycota, Mortierellomycetes, Mortierellales, Mortierellaceae. The transcript is spliced from 3 exons. The record is from RefSeq and is a predicted model, not a curated record.